Messenger RNA from Erythranthe guttata (spotted monkey flower), 2514 nucleotides. RefSeq lists its product as uncharacterized. NCBI's taxonomy places the organism in Eukaryota, Viridiplantae, Streptophyta, Magnoliopsida, Lamiales, Phrymaceae. The record is from RefSeq and is a predicted model, not a curated record.
CCCAUCUCAUUUUCAUCACUCACAGACUCACUAUCGUCUUUAGCGAUUCCCAGCACGCCCUUUCUCUUUCUAAAACAUUUCGCCGACUUUUCUCUCUCUCUACAUACCAUUUUUGUUUCUUCAUAACUAUACAUUCAACAAAAAUACAUUUUUUUUUAAUCUGUUUUUUCAAUUGCUUAGGGCACCGUCUUUAUCGCCGCCGAUCGCCGCCGAUCUCUCCCACCACUGUUUUAGUUGAAGCCUGGAUGCCUGUUCCAAAGCUCUACACAAGUGGAACUCUGAAUGCAAUUAAAUCAGAAGAAGAAAAUGAUUCCCUUGACACUGUCAUUAGACAAGCUAUUGUUAAGGAUCCUCUUCUCCCCUUUUCAAGAACAGGAGAUAAUCCCGUGCAGUGGUUUCAGUUGCUUCAUGCCUUAGAUCAGCCAGAUCUCGCUGGUUGGCCCUUGAUGACUCCUGUAAAAGUGCAGAUGCAGAAGUGCGAGAAGUGUUCUCGGGAAUUUUGUUCAUCCAUUAACUACAGGAGACACAUUCGAGUGCACCGCCGUUCUUUGAACGUUAAUAAGGAAUCUGACAAACAUAGAGGUUUAUUGGCUGCAUUUUGGGAUAAGCUGUCACUUGAGGAAGCAAUGGAAGUAGUGUCGUUUGGCGACGUAUCACUAAAGGAAAUUCCUGGUACAUCAGUAAUAGUGGCCCUAACAUCUUUUCUCCACCAACCUGGGGUGUGGGCUCUUCCACAGUUUUACGUGAAGGCUGGCUCUACAUUAUUGGACAUAAUCCAAGGCAACCCAUCCAGACUGCCAUCCUCGGAGGAAUUAUUUAAUAUCCUUGAUGAUGCAAGUGAGAGAACAUUCUUAUGUGCCGGCACAGCCGAGUCUGUGCAGAAAUACCUUUUUGCUGGAGAAGCUGCCAAAAAUAACCUUGAAUUGAAGAACUUGGUUGCUUGCACUAGCUUCCUCUUUGAACAGAAAUUGGUGAAAGCAUGGCUUGCUGAACAAGAUGCAGAGGCUUUGAGAUGUCAGAAGUUGCUCGUGGAGGAGGAAGAAGCUGCACAGAAAAGGCAAGCGGAGCUUUUGGAGAGGAAAAAACAGAAAAAGCUCCGUCGCAAGGAACAAAAAAUGAAGGAAGAAAUUCACGGGUGCAAAGGAGAUUUAAAUGUUGUCAUUGCACUUUCUGCAGCAGAUGGGCCAGUUUCCACCGAAGCAUAUGGGCUUUCAUCCCCGUCCGAUUCCUGUUCAAAUUCCGAAGACAUGGCCACAAAUCUUGAUCCAGGCCUAGAAACCAUGCAGUUGCAAAUCGAAGAAUCGGAGAAAGAUCUAGAAGCACAGAUUGAUUCCACCAGCGAAUUUAUUAACCAAGGACACACUCAUAACAUCGAACCGCAGAUCGUGUCUGAAAAUGACUCUCAACAUUUAACCACCAAUAACUGGCAGGAGGUCUCAAAUUCACAAAGGGUCGCCGACAAUGGCUUCCAUGAAUGCCGAAAUCUUCAAAUUUUAGAACCUAAUAGUGUAGAAAUAGUCGGCGUCUCCAGUGACCUGACUGGGAACAAAGUCUUGACAGAGAAACAUAAAACGGAGGGUGAUGAGAAGAGUUUGAAACCCCCGUUUUUUAUGGAAGAAACUAACUACCAGGUUGUAAUAGGUUCUAUUCCCAUCGCAUAAGAAGUUGUUCGGCUCAGCAGAAAAAGCGUUACUUGAAUGAUUCUCCAAAUACUUGUAGUAGUAAAGAGGCUGAAAUGCUUAAACAGAAUGCUUCGGGAAAGCUCGUUAAAGCCGAUUCUGUUAGCCAUGGUGAUGAACCAAAGGGUAUCUCUCCAGCUAAAAGGGGUGAUGGAGAUUCUGAGGACGCUGUACUUUUGGAAAAGGUUAGUAACCAAAUUAUAUCCACCUGCAAGGCUUGUUGUGCUAAUAAGAAGCAUUACGGAAAUGACGUGCAAGGACAUUUGCGGUUCAACAGUGCCGCUGCAAAAGAAUUUCUUAUUCGGAGGUGGAAGGAAGCUAUAUCUGGGGAUCAUGUGAAGUUAGUGUAUUCAUCAGUUUGUGAAACUCCCAAUGUUCAGCACGACAACGCAGUGGCCUCUACCGCAUGAUAAGAGAACCGGCGGUGCGGAGUAUUUUAGCUCACAACGAACUAUAGGAUAAAAGAUUAGGAAAUAUGGAAAGGGCUUAGAGUUUAUUUUUAAUUUUUAUGUAGGUUUAGCCACCACCAUUGCUCUCCGAGAAGAGGUUCCAGUUUUACCAAGUGGUCUUCUGUCCGAAAAUUGAGGUUAUUGAUACUUAUUUUUUAGGGGUGGUACGGAUUUUACGGUACCGGUGUAUCCUUUUGGCUUGUGUGCCUAGGUAAGAGUUACAGCAGUCGGAAGAAAGUGGGUUGUUAUUUUCUGCUAUAUAUAUAUAUAUAUAUAUAUAUAUCCUUGUAAUAAAUAAAUUGGGUCUUACUGAGGAACAAAUAUGAAUCGAAACAGGGAUAAAAAUUGUUACAGAAUGAAUACUGUCAAGACUCUUGUUUCUCGGU